GCGCGGGCGGCGCGCGGGGAGCGUCGGGAGCGGGGCGGCCACUCGCGCCUCUGUUUUCCUCUCCCCGCCUCCCAGCCGCGACGCUCUGAGGCUCCGCCGCCGACAUGGGCGCCGCCGCGUGGGCACCGCCACACCUGCUGCUGCGGGUGUCUUUUCUGCUUCUGCUACUGCUGCCGCUUCGGGGGCGGUCGGUGGGCUCCUGGGACCCGGCCGGUUACCUGCUCUACUGUCCCUGCAUGGGGCGCUUUGGGAACCAGGCCGAUCACUUUUUGGGCUCUCUGGCAUUUGCAAAGCUGCUGAACCGCACCUUGGCUGUACCUCCAUGGAUUGAGUACCAGCAUCACAAGCCUCCUUUCACUAAUCUUCAUGUGUCCUACCAGAAGUAUUUCAAGCUGGAGCCCCUGCAAGCCUACCAUCGUGUUGUUAGCCUGGAGGAGUUCAUGGAAAAGCUGGCACCCGUCCACUGGCCCCCUGAGAAGCGAGUAGCAUACUGUUUUGAGGUGGCAGCCCAGCGAAGUCCUGAUAAGAAGACAUGUCCCAUGAAGGAAGGAAAUCCCUUUGGGCCAUUCUGGGACCAGUUUCAUGUGAGUUUCAAUAAGUCGGAGCUGUUCACAGGCAUUUCCUUCAGUGCCUCCUACAAAGAACAAUGGAUCCAGAGAUUUUCUCCAGAGAAACAUCCGGUGCUUGCACUGCCGGGGGCCCCAGCCCAGUUCCCUGUCCUAGAAGAGCACAGGGCACUACAGAAGUACAUGGUGUGGUCAGAUGAGAUGGUAAAGACAGGAGAGGCCCAGAUCAGCACCCACCUCAUCCGGCCCUAUGUGGGCAUUCAUCUUCGCAUUGGCUCCGACUGGAAGAAUGCCUGUGCCAUGCUGAAGGAUGGAACUGCAGGGUCACACUUCAUGGCUUCUCCUCAGUGUGUGGGCUACAGCCGCAGCACAGCGACCCCCCUCACCAUGACCAUGUGCCUCCCUGACCUUAAGGAAAUCCAGCGGGCUGUGAAGCUAUGGGUGAGGGCACUGAAUGCCAGGUCAGUCUACAUCGCCACAGACUCUGAGAGCUAUGUGCCAGAGAUCCAGCAGCUCUUCAAAGAGAAGGUGAAAGUGGUGAGCCUGAAACCUGAGGUGGCCCAGAUCGACCUCUACAUCCUUGGCCAGGCUGACCACUUCAUUGGCAACUGUGUCUCCUCAUUCACUGCCUUCGUGAAGCGGGAGCGGGACCUCCAUGGAAGGCAGUCAUCCUUCUUUGGCAUGGACAGACCCUCUCAGCCACGGGAUGAGUUUUGAUCACGCCUGGAGCCCUGCCAGGCAUGCCAGAGAUGGAGAACAGUGCCAGGGACUUCCUGGAAGAGAAAGGCAGACAUUCCAUCCCAGGCACAGGCUUCCGUGCCCCAUGUGCUUCCAGGGAACACACACAUACAAAGCAGCUCGCCUCUGGCCUGGGGCUUGCCCUGCUCUGAGCAGCCUGCAGUGCUGAACUCUCAACCAAGCAGAGGAAGAUUCUUUUAUAGGGUUUCUCGGCUUGGGGUGUUGGGGAGGGAGGAAGCAGUGGGGUUAAGAUGAUCUCAUAUAGCCUAGGCUGGCCUUGAACUAGUCCUCCUGCCUCUACCUCCUCAAGUCCUGAGAUAAUGGGUGUGUGCCAGGACACUCAGUUGAUCUCUAUAGUUUUGAUGCAAAGCCAUGACUACCUGAACCCCACCCCGCCACCCCCCAUUUUUAAAAAUCAGUGGAAUCCCUUAGCCCAGCUACCUAAAGUGACCUUAUAAAUAUAGACAAAGCCAUGGAGCAAGUGGGCCUAUUGGCUACUUUUUAGGAACUCAUCUCCACUGCCAAGCUCGGCCAUGUCAUCCCUGGACCGCUCUGUGAUAAACACUGCUGGCUGGGGUUUGCAGUCCUGUUGUGCAGUGCUCUGCCACAGGCAAGUGCUCCCACAGCAGGUGACAGUGUUAGGGCCCCAGCACCAUCACUGGGCUGGUCCAGCUGUCUGGUCAAGCUAGGUGCUCUGAAGUCUCUUGUCUGUAAGGUCCUUCUCCCAGCCUGGGCCUGUGGUCUCAGCCCUCAUGUAGUUAUUCCCCAAGGACUGCUUGCCAAGCCUCCAUUAGUGCAUAGAAGUUGCAUGAAGCCCCAGCUUGGGAACAACCUUUGCCUUUCCAGCCAGUGCACUGCCUGCUGAUGUGUGGUGAGGUGCUUCUGAGACUACAGUUCUCGCUCCUCAGAGCCUGAGAGUCCUGAUCCGGUGAAUCUAAAUCCUGCCUUGCACAGGGACAUUGAGAUGCUGGGGCCUUGGUGGGUGGCCAUGCAGACCAUCCUGUUGGCACAGUAUUCCUGAAGGGCGCUGGGCUCUUGCCUGUGGUAAGCACUGUACUCUUUGCCUCAGUUUCUUCCCUGUCAGUGUUGUCUGACAGUUUUGUAAGCUUCAAGUCAGCUAUUGCACGUUAUAAACGUGAAAGAGAGCCAUUGUGAACCACCCUGGCUGCUGCUGCAUAUCUGCUGUUGGCUUCUGCUGCCACCUCUAGAAGAACGAGACAGACAGGAAGCCUACCAGUAGCUUCCAGCCCUCUGGAAGUGUUUACACACCUACUGUGUGCAAGGAAAGGAGGAUGUGGCAGAGAAAGCUUCAAGGGAUUGGAUUGCUCAGAAAGGAAGGAGGCAAAGCAUGUGUACUGUGGAAUGCAAGUGCUGUGGAGAAAGCCAAGGGUGUGGAACAGGAAAGCCAUUUUAAUAAAAGGAGAACUUCCUCAGCUAAGGAGGCCGCACAUUCUCAGCAGCAAGCAUGGCAUCUGCCAAGGCCCAGAGGCUGGAGAGGGAGGUAUAGCAAGGACAGUGAGGAAAGAACAGUAGGCAAGCAGAAAGGUGACACCCACAGACUUAGCUUUGUGUGGGGCCACAGGGCCUCCUCAUGGGUUUUGGACAGAAGACGGAGAUCUGGCUGUGUUUAAUGAGGAGAUGGAUGAGAGGAGGGGUAAAAGCAGAGGCUGGUACUAGCUUGGCUGAGUGGCCAGCCCAUUAUGCUAGAGGUUGGAGAAGAAACCACAUUCUGAGUAUAUCAAGUUAUUUUUGUAAUUCAAUUUUUUUAAGAUACCAAUCUACAUUACCAUGCAGAAUAUACUGUUUACUAUCUUGGGUUUUUACUUAACUACACAUCAUGUUUUCACUGUUCACACAUAGAUGAAUAAAUGCUUUUAAUUAUAUAAACUUC
This is a messenger RNA of Phodopus roborovskii (desert hamster), 3195 nucleotides long. It is a transcript of the gene Pofut1, whose product is annotated as protein O-fucosyltransferase 1. Gene Ontology annotation, cellular component: endoplasmic reticulum. Gene Ontology annotation, molecular function: peptide-O-fucosyltransferase activity. Bases 105 to 1283 code for a protein of 392 amino acids. The transcript is spliced from 7 exons. Lineage: Eukaryota; Metazoa; Chordata; Mammalia; Rodentia; Cricetidae. The record is from RefSeq and is a predicted model, not a curated record. Gene Ontology annotation, biological process: protein O-linked glycosylation via fucose; Notch signaling pathway; regulation of Notch signaling pathway.